Messenger RNA from Geodia barretti, 2881 nucleotides. The record is from the annotation of a GenBank genome assembly. NCBI's taxonomy places the organism in Eukaryota, Metazoa, Porifera, Demospongiae, Tetractinellida, Geodiidae.
GCCCACCCUCACGUGACGGUAACGAAAACUCUCUUCCGAGUGUUCGGUUUUUGUAGUGCUCUGUGUUAUACUAACUCUGGUUCUACGGCUCUGUCGAUCGCCUAACCGAUCUUUGCAAGUGGUCUUAGAAUGGACGACUCGCUGGAGGCGUUGUUAGAAAAGGCAACCAACCCCAAGAACAAGUAUGAGGACUGGGAGUUCAUCAUGGCGUUCUGUGAUCGCGUCAACCUGGAGCAGGAUGGACCCCAGCUGGCUCUGAGGAUGAUUGUACCCAAAAUGAGACACGAGAACGAGAGGGUCAAUUUGCUGGCCCUAGCACUGCUGGAAGCGUGUGUCAAGAACUGUGGGCAGAGGUUUCAUCAAGAACUCGGCAAGUUUCGCUUCCUCAACGAACUCAUCAAAAUGAUCUCGGAGAAGUAUCUAGGUAAACAGACCCCCAGGGUGGUGAAGGAAAAGAUCAUGGCACUCCUCUUCAGCUGGAAGGUGGGGCUACCCACCGAGGGAAAGAUUGCAGAGGCAUACGAGAUGCUGAAAAAAGAAGGACUGGUGUUUGAUGAGUCUCAGGGUCCAGACGCAACUCUGAUACCCGAGAAACAGAAACCCAAAGUCGCUCUGUCGCAGGACCCCAAGCAGGCCAAGAUGCUGCAGAAGUUGCUUGCCAGCAAGAACCCCGAUGACCUCAGAGCUGCCAACAGACUCAUCAGGGAGAUGGUCAGACGGGACGAGAAGCGGAUGGAGAGGAUGAAGCGCCGUCUGGACGAGCUGGAGUUGAUACAGAACAACGUGAGACUCAUGAACGAACUCCUGUCCCACUUCAGGCCCGAGUCAGGGGAGGAUGAGAGACAACUGUUGAAGGAGCUGUACCAGUCACUGGAGAAGAUGAGACCCAACAUGUUCCGCAUGGCCAGCAACCUCAAGCCGGAGGAAGAAGGAAUGGACGAUAUUCUUCAGACCAACGACGACCUCCUGCGAGUCAUGGACACCUACAAGAGAGUUGUGGGAGAGGCCGGGACGACGUCGGCCGCGGCUCAAAAUGGUGGCGGAGAGACUCAGAGGAGCGAGGAAGCUCCGGAAGAGGCGGGGGCUGCAGGAGGCAUGGGGCUAGGGGUAGGCGGAGGAGGGGAUGCCAGCACUCUGAUUGAUCUUGCAGAUCUUGAUUUCGGGUCUCUGCCGGCCACUAGCAAUGCUCCCGUCACAUCCAGCAAUACUGACUCCCUGCUUGACGCUCUUGGAACACUUGAUUUUUCUACAGCUGGUGGUGCACCUGCAACAUCACAGAGCAACUCUCUGCUGGACUUUCCUCCAAUCCUUACUAACCUCGCCCCUGCUUCCCAGCCACAGGCAGCUCCAGCCAACUCCUUCCCCACUUUUCCAACAUUUUACCCUUCCUUCCCCCACAUGUCUGGAGUAACUCCCUCCACUACUGCCGCUGUACCCCAGAUCCCCGGGGUACCCACACCCCAACAGCAGCCGUUUGUCCUCCCACCGCCUCCCUCUGUGCAGAAUCCAGUGUUGACAGGGUUUGGAGGAGCUGGCCAAAUCAGACAGCAAACUCCAGUUCUUCCCACCUUGGGAGGGCAGUCGUCACUUCCAAAUAAUGCCACCCCAAUGACAAUUCCAAAUAAUGCCACCCCAGCGACUGUGACCUCUCUCGGCCUUCUCGGGGAUCUAAACUUCAACCUGAACCUCGGUCCCCAGCAGACCUCCACUGGGGGGCAAAUUUUGGGAGUCCACCAGUGGGGGGCACUUCAGAGCGACCCCCUGGCUGUCCUGGCAGAUCUCACAGUGCCCAAGGAUAACAUUCAGCCCAGCACUGUGCCUCCUAUUCCUGUCAUGAACAAGAACUGCAUAUCAGUCUCUUUGUGUUUCACUAAGAAUGUUCCGGCUCCCCAUGUAAUGGUGGUGGUCAUUUCCGCCAUCAGUACCAACGCUCUUCCAGUGACACAGUUUCAAAUCCAGGUGGCAGUACCAAAGGUGAUGAGAGUAAAGCUGCAGCCACCAACAGGCACUGAGCUGUCUCCUUUUAACCCUAUGCUACCUCCAGCAAACAUCUCCCAGAUCAUGCUGCUCGCCAAUCCAACAAAGGACAAUAUUCGGCUGAAGUACCGGAUCAGCUGGAUGUUGGAAGGGGCAGAAACCAUAGAGACUGGAGAAGUGGCAAGCUUCCCAAAACUAUGAGCUCAUUACAUUGCCCGUCCCCCUGCAUAAUAUGACUGUGAAUAGUACGUUAUGAUUUGCAGGGUGUCACAUAUAUACUCUUGUUUUAUCCUUAUUAAAAAAUUUGUACAUAGUAUCAUUUUUGUGGAUGAUUAUGUUUAUGGAUCUGUAGCUGAAUUUUUGUCGACAGUGGUAGUUGGUGGUGAUUUACUAGUGGAUGGAUGUGUGGGCGUCUGUGCUCGUGAAUGGUCUAAAGUGGCAGUUGUUUGUCCACUAGUGGCAGGGGUUGGUGGUGGCUCUCCAGUGGUCUGUGGUUGUGCCACGUUGGCGGGGUUGUCAGACCACAACUGGUAGUCCGGUCUAGUCGGAAAUCUCUUCACGUUCCCACAAGUCAGGCACUUCACCACCACAUGUGUCUCACGAUGAGCUCUCACUCGGUGUGUUGCCGUGACUCCUGGAACAAGUAGACUAUCGCAACCUUUGCACAGCAUUCUUUUCAUGCCAGGGUCCAUUCUAAGAACGAGUCUCUUGCCAACAUUCUUCAUGGUGUGGACGUAGAACCUCGAUAGCUGCGGAUGGGAAGGGUUCGCCGAGAGCACGGCCAGGGACGCCUGGAAAAGAAAGUUCAUCCGCAUAAAGGCCUCUCUGUGUGGAACGAUGCUUUGCUUGCUGCCUCGCUUCUGUUUCUUGCCCAUUCUCUCUCGCGGUGAGUUUCUGUUGGUGG